Molecule: messenger RNA, 705 nt
Organism: Paracoccidioides brasiliensis Pb18
Exons: 2
Coding region: 1-705 (234 amino acids)
Source: RefSeq, a predicted model, not a curated record
AUGAGCAACAAAUCGUGCAUUUUUGCUGCCUAUUUUCAGCUUGGGGAUGUCAACACCAUUCCACAGCUGUCUUCAAUAGAGUUCGAAAAGCGUCCUGAAGGAGGGGAAUCCUUGCCUGGUUGGCGAGCUAGGGACGGGCGCAUGCCAGCGUGGCACCCAAGGAAUGACACCACAAGUGGCGCUAAAUGGCUAGUUACUCAUCAGGCGAACUCAAACGUCAUCCCAAAGUCUGACAUUUUCCAACCAGCAAUAUUCGCUGAAGAGAGCCCGAGCAAGUACUCGGAAAGUGCUCGCCCUUUGUUCAUGCAAUGUUGCCCAGACUUGGAGUUCUCCCGGCACGCAUUGCAAAAUAUCCAUAGGGGCGGCAUCAUUCUCGGCAACAAGCAAAUAAUGAAUUGGUCAGAGAGUGGAAAUUAUAGGCCCUUGCAUGUAGCAAGAGAAGAGCCUGAAUUCCACCCAAUUCGCAUCAUUUCACUUGGUGCCUUCCCGGGCAGUUUCGUUACUGAACACAUUGCCAUCUACAAUAGAGACAUUGUAUACAGACACUGGGUCUCUUCAUCGACGGACCCACGGAUGCGGAAAAGAACCAUGCUCAACAUCAUAGGUCCUUCCAACCUGAUACGUUUCGAAAUGAGAAACUUGAACACGCGUAAAUCAGAGACUCUCUUGGAGUUGGUUUAUCUGUGUGAUUGGAUGCUUCCAUGA